This is a messenger RNA of Stereum hirsutum FP-91666 SS1, 1560 nucleotides long. RefSeq lists its product as uncharacterized. The record is from RefSeq and is a predicted model, not a curated record. Gene Ontology annotation, cellular component: cytoplasm. The transcript is spliced from 3 exons. Gene Ontology annotation, biological process: transsulfuration. Gene Ontology annotation, molecular function: cystathionine gamma-lyase activity; pyridoxal phosphate binding. Bases 43 to 1404 code for a protein of 453 amino acids. NCBI's taxonomy places the organism in Eukaryota, Fungi, Basidiomycota, Agaricomycetes, Russulales, Stereaceae.
AUACACCACCCUGCCACUGUCAUCCACCAUCAGAUGUCCCCCAUGGUCGUCGAACUCGAUAAUUCUGCCUACACUAACGGGCAUACCAACGGCAAGACCUCUUUGAAGAAGAUUCACCAAAAGGACGUCGAUGGCUUUGGCACUCGUGCCAUCCAUGUCGGCUCGGAGCCAGAUCCCUCCACUGGCGCGGUCAUCCCUGCCCUCUCUCUGAGCACGACGUACGCUCAGGACGGCGUCGGCAACCACAAGGGCUUUGAAUACUCCCGUUCUGGCAACCCAAACCGCAAUGCCCUUGAGAAGACCCUUGCAUCGUUGGAAUCCGGCGGAGCGCAUGCCCUUGCAUUCGCAUCUGGUUCUGCCACGACCGCCACUAUGAUCAGCGCUCUUGGCCCGAACUCGCACGUCGUUAGCGUGAAUGACGUCUACGGUGGUACAUAUCGCUACCUGUCUAAGGUAGCGCAAGCAAACCAGGGUGUCCAGACAACAUUCGUCGAUCUCGAAACCGCGAGCGAGGAAGCCAUCCGCGACGCUAUCCAGGAGAACACCAAGUUGAUCUGGAUUGAAUCACCGACUAACCCCACAUUGCGCCUGAUCGACAUCCCCCGUAUCACCUCCAUCGCUCGCUCACACCCGUCCAACCCCCUUGUUCUCGUCGAUAACACCUUCCUCUCACCGUUCUACUCCUCGCCCCUCCUCCUAGGCGCCGAUAUCGUCUUACACUCCCUCACCAAAUACGUCAACGGCCACUCCGACGUCGUAAUGGGUGCCCUCAUCCUCCCAGCGCAUCACACCGAACUCCAUUCCCGCCUCGCCUUCCUCCAAAACGCCAUUGGCGCCAUCCCCAGCCCACACGACUGCUGGCUCGCUCAGCGUGGCGCCAAGACUUUGCAUGUGCGCAUGAAGGAGCACGGAAGAAACGCACUGAUGGUGGCGAGAGCGUUGGAGAAGAGUCCGCUAGUGAAGGAAGUGAUCUACCCCGGACUCGUCUCACAUCCACGUAACGCCCUCGCUCGUUCUUCCCUCUCGCCGCACGCCUCUCGUUUCGUCGAAUCUUACCUCUCCUCCGAGAAGGCCUCGCUCGACUUGGACGGCGAGUCGGCAUACGACGGCUCAUUCCCGUACGGCGGCAUGAUCUCCUUCCGCAUCCUGGGCGGCCUCCGCGAAUCCCAACGUUUCCUCAAAGCUACGCGUCUCUUCACGCUCGCUGAAUCCCUCGGUGGCGUUGAGAGUCUUGCGGAGCUGCCCGCGCAGAUGACACACGGGUCUAUUCCCGAGGCGGACAGGACGAGGCUUGGGAUUGGUGAAGACUUGAUCAGGUUGAGUGUUGGGAUUGAGGAGGGUGAGGAUCUAGUCAGGGAUGUGCUGACUGCUUUAGAGAUCGCGUUGACGGACGAGGAGAUAUAAAGUUUGGUUGAGCAUCUUGUUGGGAAUGUGUUUUGAAGUAACUUAUUCGCUGUGAAUUGUUUUGCAUAAAGGAUUGUUUAGUGUAUAUACUGUACUCUUUGUAUCUCGACUACUAGCGGCUACUCUUCGUCCCCUGUAGAUUACCUUACUCGCCGC